UGAUUGUUAUUAUCAUGCCCCGAUUUGUAUUUUUGGGACCAAGCUUCUUUGGGUCUCAGCCUGAUCCGCUGAGUUCUACGGUUCCCAAACCUGCCCUGAUCUGGAUUCCUGAUGCCCCCUGGUGGAGCAUCCCGCGUCUGAGCUUCAUCCUGCCUUUCCUCUAGGACGUGAGGGGACUGGAGAAGAGAGGGGAAGGGGCUUUAAAGAGGACUUUUUAUUUAGCUGGUAGAGCUGACCCCUGGAAUUUUUCUGUCCCGCAAUGAGAGGUUGUGCCUUGUGGCUUUUACCUCGGCCUCAUUCUCCUCGGAUGAGGGCAGGAGGCAGCUUUCUUCUUAGCACCCUGGCUUGGGGGCUUGGGAGUGAAGGCCACAUCUGGAAGAAGAACCUCAGCUCAGCCGCCAACACGUCUCUUCUGAGUGCCAGGAUUAGUGACUCCAACUGUUUGGGAAAAAAGAAUGGUUUAGACAUCUCCAUGUUAGCCAUGAGCCUAACCCUGUCCCCCAUGAGGUCCCAAGACAUGGACCCCAUGGCUACUGAUGCCUCCCCAAUGGCUACCAACCUGACCCCCACGGUGGAACAGGAAGAAGGAGAAGAUGGGUUGAAGGAGAUGGAUCCCGACCAGAGAUAUGAAAAACCACCUCCGCUCCACACCGGGGCAGACUGGAAGAUUGUCCUCCACCUGCCGGAAAUAGAAACGUGGCUCCGGAUGACCUCGGAGAGGGUCAGGGAUCUGACCUAUUCGGUCCAGCAAGACUCAGACAGCAGGCAUGUGGAUGUUCAUUUAGUCCAGCUAAAGGACAUCUGUGAAGAUAUCUCGGAUCAUGUCGAGCAAAUCCAUGCCCUCCUGGAGACCGAGUUUUCCCUGAAGCUCCUAUCCUAUUCGGUCAACGUGAUAGUUGAUAUCCACACGGUACAGCUCCUCUGGCAUCAGCUGCGGGUCUCCGUCCUGGUACUGAGGGAGCGGAUCCUGCAGGGGCUGCAGGACGCCAAUGGGAACUACACCAGGCAGACGGACAUUCUCCAGGCUUUCUCUGAGGAGACCAAGGAGGACCGGCUUGACUCUCUGACGGAAGUGGAUGACUCGGGACAGCUGACUAUCAAAUGCUCCCAGAAUUACCUGUCCCUGGAUUGCGGCAUCACGGCCUUCGAACUGUCGGACUACAGUCCCAGCGAGGAUCUGCUCGGGGCACUGGGAGACAUGGCCGCGGGCCAAGCUAAACCUAAGUCCUUUGACUCCUGGAGCUACAGGGAGAUGGAAAAAGACUUUCCAGAGCUCAUGAGGAGUGUGGGGCUGCUGACGGUGGCCGGCGAUGCCCUCCUCCCCCCGGGGAGCGGAGCCGUCGAUGAAGACGUGAUGCACUCCACUCCCCCCGCUGAAGAUGAGGGCCAGAUGGAGGGGAGCAGAGCACCCCCUCCAGUGAAAGAACUUCCCCCUGACUCAUCUCCCCCAGGCCCGGCAGGGCCUGACCCCCCGACCGUCAGCCAGCCCACUGUGGAGCCGGUGAAGCCAGAAGGUCCCAAGCCCCAGCAGCUCCCCACCUGUGAGAGCGCCACCCCCAAGAGGCCCAUCCGAGACUGUUUCAAUUACAACGAGGAUUCCCCCACGCAGCCCUCUCGCCCCAAGCGGGGCCUGUUCCUCCAGCAGGAGGCCUUUCCGGGCGGUGGGGACGGCCGUGCUCUGAACCCGCCAGGCACCCUGUCAAAGCCGGCCCUGAGCCGGAGCACCCCAUCCCUGCUGGACCCUCCUGACCGCUCCAAGCUCUGCCUGGACCUGCAGGCCUCCUACCCCAGCGGUCUGGCCGCAGUGAGCCAGUCGUAUGAGUGUCUGCACCGGACAGGGGACGGGGCACCUGAGCGACCAUCCCGUGGUCCCUCGAAGGAGAACUCGGCCAGCCUGAGCCGGCUCUCGGAGCGCAGCCGCAAGGAAAAGCUACGGCACAAGAAGGUCCCCGAGGCCCCCAAGGGGGUUUUCUGUAGGUCAUCUAGAGGGGAGCUGGUUCCUGCACCCAACCAGCCAGUACAAAGCAGGGGGAACUUGGCAGGGAAGCAGGGCUCCACUCCCUGCACCCCCAAGAGCAGGGAGAAACCCAGGGCCAGGGCUGCCUCCCCAACUGCCGGGGGUCCUGGCGCCCAGGGGACUCCGCAGGCCGAACUGCAAAGCCAGGCCGAGCCACCUGGGUCACCCCCCUCGAUCCAGGACAGGGCGUCCCCGCCUGGCUCCACCCCCACCCUCUCCCCACCCCCGAAGGACAAGAACAAAAAGAGCUACUUCUCGUCUCCUAGCCACGUGACCAGGAACGGUUCAGUCGUGGAGGCCUGGUAUGGCUCCGAUGAGUACUUAGCCCUCCCCUCCCAUCUCAAGCAGACAGAAGUGCUAGCGUUGAAGCUGGAAAAUCUGACCAAGCUCCUUCCCCAGAAGCCCAGAGGAGAAACGAUCCAGAAUAUCGAUGACUGGGAACUCUCAGAAAUGAAUUCAGAUUCUGAGCUCUACCCCACCUACCAGGUUAGAAAGAAGCACAAGAGGUUUGGGAGGGCUUCUCCCAGCUCUUCGAGCGAUGCGGCCUCCUCCUUGGAGGAGAGCGUCGAGUCUGGGCCUCUGAGCGAGAUUCUUUCAGACGAGGAGCUGUUCGGGCCUGUGUUGGCCAUUAAAAAAUGGACUGUGGAGAGGUCGGAGGGGAACGCCAUCACCGAGAAAAAUGAGAGCGCUGCUGCUAAAUCUGCAAUAAUCCAGCAACUGAUGCAGGACAUCCAACACCAAGAAAACUAUGAAGCGAUCUGGGAAAAAAUUGAGGGGUUCGUAAACAAGCUAGACGAAUUCAUUCAGUGGUUAAAUGAAGCCAUGGAAACAACAGAGAACUGGACCCCUCCAAAAGCAGAGACGGAUGGCCUGAAACUGUACUUGGAGACACAUUUGAGCUUUAAGCUGAAUGUAGACAGCCAUUGUGCUCUAAAGGAAGCUGUGGUGGAAGAAGGACAGCAACUUCUUGAGCUUAUUGUAUCUCACAAAUCAGGACUGAAGGACAUGCUGCAGAUGAUUGCAAGUCAAUGGAAGGAACUACAGAGGCAAAUCAACGGCAACAACAGCUGGAUUCUUCGGGCUCUGGAUAUCAUCAAACGGAGAUACUGGCUACUGAUGUGUCUGUAGAGGAGGAGGAAGGGAAGGAAGCCCCAAGACUGAGGUUCAACUAUGCUAUCUGGAAGCACAAAGAGAUGCCGUUGAGCA
This is a messenger RNA of Ornithorhynchus anatinus (platypus), 3223 nucleotides long. RefSeq names its product A-kinase anchor protein 6-like. NCBI's taxonomy places the organism in Eukaryota, Metazoa, Chordata, Mammalia, Monotremata, Ornithorhynchidae. The transcript is spliced from 8 exons. Gene Ontology annotation, cellular component: perinuclear region of cytoplasm; sarcoplasmic reticulum. Gene Ontology annotation, molecular function: protein kinase A binding; transmembrane transporter binding. Bases 260 to 3145 code for a protein of 961 amino acids. The record is from RefSeq and is a predicted model, not a curated record.